AUGUUUCCUGAAAUGGAAUCCACUAUUUAUCAUCAAGCAGCAAGCUCCUCAAAUGAAAGCGAUUCUGACAGUGAGGAAAAUGUCAUUGAAAAACUUCCAUUCAACUUAGCAAUGUUUGAUUUCGAGCAAUGUGAUCCGAAGCGAUGUACAGGAAAAAAGCUAGUGCGCUAUGGCUUUGUUAAAGUUUUAAAGCUGGGAACCAAAUUUCCUGGUUUGUUGCUUUCUCCGAUUGGCCAACGAACAAUUUCUGCUGCUGAUCUCAAUUGUAUAAAAAAGGGCGGCAUUGCUGUUGUUGACUGCAGUUGGAAUCAGGUCGCGGAUAUUAAUUUAAAUAAAGCUAGAGCUUCGCAUCAUCGUCUUUUGCCAUAUUUAGUUGCUACAAAUCCGGUGAAUUUUGGAAAGCCAUGUCAACUGAGUUGCGUUGAAGCAUUUGCAGCGGCCCUGUACAUGAUUGGUCUGAAGGGAAAUGCACAGUUACUCCUUUCGAAAUUCAAGUGGGGCCCCAAUUUUUUGAAAGUAAAUAGAGAUGUACUCGACGCAUAUGCAGCAUGCAAAGAUGGUGCAGAAGUUAUAGUCCGACAAAAGGCUUAUAUGCAACUACUUGAGAAAGAAGCAAAUGAAAUGAAGCAUCAACCAAUUGAUAUGCCAGAGUCAGAUUCCGAAAGUGAAAAUGAUGAUGCUGAUGAAAUUGGUGGUGAGUGCAUUAGCGGAAGUGGUGAUAAUGAUUUUAAAUAA
Acanthocheilonema viteae is the source of this 735-nucleotide messenger RNA. The record is from the annotation of a GenBank genome assembly. NCBI's taxonomy places the organism in Eukaryota, Metazoa, Nematoda, Chromadorea, Rhabditida, Onchocercidae.